GGGACAGUUUAACUAUCUUUGGGUUCCUUUGUGAACUGUGAAGUAACAGGCUUCCUGGUUUUCUGAUGUAUGUACUUAAAGCUAUAGACUCCCCUCAUAGGACUGUAUGUUUUUGUGUCUCAAAGGUUUUGUUGUCUUUGGAUUUCUUUCUUGAUUUCCUCCUUAGCCCAUUCGUCAUUCAAUACUGAGUUGUUUAAUGUCUGUGAGUUUGCAUACUUACUGGAGAUUUCUUUGCAGUUGACUUUAAGUUUCACUGCACAGUAGACAGGUAAAAAUCCAUGGAGUUAUUUCAGCCUUUCAGAAUUUGGAAAGCUUUGUUUUAUGUCCCAGGAUAUGAUCUGUUUUUGAGAAGCUUCCAUGGACUGCUGAGUAGAAUGUAUAUUUUGUGAUACUUGGAUGGAAUAUUAAUGUUUCUUUAUUUCUUAUCCGGAUGACCUGACUAUGCGAGACAGUCAGCUAUUAAAAUUACCUAGUGGGGUUGGGGAUUUGGCUCAGUGGUAGAGCGCUUGCCUAGCAAGCGCAAGGCCCUGGGUUCGGUCCCCAGCUCCGAAAAAAAAGAACCAAAAAAAAAAAAAAUACCUAGUAACUGGAUUAGUGUUAAUCUGUGUCUUUAAUUCCACUAGUGUGCUUUUUAAAGAUAAACACACACACAUAUGAGUUUAUAGCCUGCAUAUAUAUGCAUGUCUGAUACCUGUGAAGGUCAUAAGAGGGUAUUGCCUGGCACUGUAGGUACCAUGGAACUGGAGUUGUGGGUGGUUGCGAGCCACCAUGUAAGUUCUGGGAACCAGCCUCUGGUGCGCUUUUUAUAGAAUUGGGAGCCCCAGAGUCUGUUGCACAUCUUUAGGGUUGUAAUAUCAUUUUCGUUAACUGUUCCCUGGGACUCACCUAUUGCAUUGUUCACCUGCAGCCUGCACCUUUCCUCACCGGGUUGUAGUUUUCUUGUUCAUCUAACUGAUACAGAGAGGAGACUCUCCUUCCGCAAGUCAUGGUGCUUCAGAUUGGGGAACUCUGCGUUGUUUUUCUCCCUAGUUUCUUUCUUUCUUUCUUUCUUUCUUUCUUUCUUUCUUUCUUUCUUUCUUUCUUUCUUUCUUUUUUUUCAGAGCUGGGGACCGAACCCAGGACCUUGUGCUUCCUAGGCAAGCGCUUUACCACUGAGCUAAAUCCCCAACCCUUCUCCCUAGUUUAUUAAGGCCGUCAACUUUGAUUUUUCUGAGCUACCAACCACAGCCACUCUCUUUCGUCAGUUGCCUCGUUUUCAUCCUGUACAUAAGCAAACUAGGGCUGACUCUCCCUGCCCUCCGGUGAAGCAUAGGCUCAUAGCCAUAAUUUAAAUGGCCACACCCAUUUCUUAUGGUCUUAAAUUCAAAACUUAACUAUGGUCUCAAAGUAGUAAAGUUGUUGUUGUUGUUUUCUAUUUUAAUGGAUAGCUUGAUAUCUGCUAGUGGAAAGGGGAAAUACAAGGCAUGUUUCCAAAUGUCAGGGUUUUUAAAUUUUAUAUUAAAGAGAUUAUGGUUUAUGGCACCAUUGUAGAAUGCCAUCUAUGUGAUAAAUCAGCUCUUUACAUUUGAGUCGGUUAAAUACAGUUAACCUUUUCUGGGAUCUCUCUCUCUCUCUCUCUCUCUCUCUCUCUCUCUCUGUGUGUGUGUGUGUGUGUGUGUGUGUAUGUGCAUGUGCGUGCACUGUAUGCUUACACAUACAAUUAUAUUUGGAAGUUGUACUGGCUGGUUUGUGUGUCAACUUGGCACAAGGUGCAGUUAUCACAGAGAAAGGAGCCUCCCUUGAGGAAAUGCCUCCAUGAGAUCCGGCUGUGUGGAAUAUUCUCAAUUAGUUAUAAAGGGUGGAGGACCCAGCCCAUUGUGGGUGGUGCCGUCCCUGAUCUGCUAGUCCUGGGUUCUAUAAGAAAGCAAGUUAAGGGUUGGGGAUUUGGCUCAGUGGUAGAGCGCUUGCCUAGCAAGCACAAGGCCCUGGGUUCGGUCCCCAGCUCCGAAAAAAAGAACCCCCCCCCCAAAAAAAAGCAAGUUAAGCAAGCCAGGGAAGGCAAUCCAGUAAGCAGCACUGUUCCAUGGUCUCUGCAUCAGCUCCUGUCUCCAAGUUCCUGCCCUGUAUGAGUUCCUGUCCUGACUUCCUUUGAUGAGGAACAGCAAUGUGGACGUUUAACUCGAAUAAACCCUUUCCUCCCCAUGCUUCAUGGUCAUGGUGUUUUGUACAGGAAUACAAACCCUGACUAAGACAGAAGUCAAAGGACAAUCUUUGUUGUUCACUCCUGCAUAGUCCAGGCUAACUGGCCAAUCAGCUUCCAGGGAUUCUCCUGGCUCUACACGCCCUCCUGUUGUAGGACCUUGGACACUGAACCACAAGAUUUGUUUUCCAUUGCUGGAUUUUGGUUUUCUUGCUUUGAUUUUAUUGUAAUUAUGCCUUGAUUCUACCUGUAAAGUAAGAAAGCAUUUAAACUUUAUUUUUGAUUUUGUAAGUUUCCACAGGAAAAAUUAUAAAUAUGCCUUACCAUCUCUGGCUCUGCUUGAAUUCUGGCAGUUCAGACUCAGGCUUGCACAGUGGAUGCUUUACUGAGCCAUCUCCUAGACCGUCCAUGAACUUUUCUUUCCUUAUACAUCCCUCCACGCUUCCCUGUUCCUCCCCACCUUCCCUCUCCCCCACAUCCAUUCUUCCUCCAGAAAAUAGCUGGCUUCCCAGGGACAUUGACCAAACACAGCAUAACAAGAUACAGUAAGACUAGGCACAACUCCUCAUCAUGUCAAGGCUCAAUGAGGCCUCCCAGUAGGAGGACAUGGGUUCCAAGAGAUGGCAAAAGAGUCAGAGACACACCUGCUCCCACUGUUUGGGGUCUCACAAACCACCAAGCAUAACAUAUGUGCAGAGGAGCGAGUGCAAACCCACGCAGGCUCUGAAAUUACUGCUUCAGUCUCUGUGAGCCCCUAUGAGCCCUGCUUAGUUGAUUCUGUGGGCUGUGUUCUCCUGGUAUUCUCAACCCCUCUGGCUCCUGCAAUUCUUCCUCCCCCUCUUCCAGGGGUCCCCUUAACUAGAAAAUGAAGAUCUCCAAUUUGGGCUGUCUGCCUGAUGUUUGGCUUCAAGUCUCUGUAUCUGUUCCCAUCAGCUGCCAGAGGAAGUCUCUUUGAUUAUACUUAACCAGGCACCAACCAUGAUCUAUUCUUAACCAAUCUGCUAACGUUAUUUUAGAUAGUGGAGUAUGUUAAUUAGCUUUGCAAUUAACCCGAGUAACUAUUACAAUAUACCCGAGAACGUUUUUGUGAUGGUUAGUCUCCUAGUUAGGUUGACAUAAUUUGGAAUCAUCUCGGAAACAUACCGCAGAGGAGUGUCUCUGAGAGUAUUUGUAGAAAGGUGACUAAGGAACGAAUACCCACUCUGAAUCUGUGUGGGACCAUUCUUAGUUUCUUUUCAGGUUGUUAUCAGGAAGUUCCCUGCUGAAGAACAGAAGGGCUUAACUCACAAUUCAAGAUAUAAUUCUUUCUCAUGCAGAAGUCACUUGAGGCAGCUGAACAAAUCACAUCUGAAGUCAGAAGAAGAAUGUAGUGAAUGCGGGCUAUGUUCUGCCAUUUUCUCCAUUUCAUACAACCCAGAGUCCCCUGCCCAGAGGAUGGUCACCGACAAUGAAAAUGAAUCAUAUCACAUCAGUGAACAUAAUCAGAAUAAAUCCCUCCAGGUGUGCCAAGAUGCCCAUCCACCCAACACCGACCGUUACAUAUAAACAUGAUCUGGGAUCCCAGGCUGAAUGAAAAAGGAAAAAGGAAGAGUUCAAGUGGAAACCAGCAUUCCCUGCUCUGUUUUCUGAUCUUCGCCAAUUUGGAGUCCCUACUGCACGAUCCUACCCCCAUGACUUCUGCCAUGACCUCCCCCCAGUGAUAGGCUCUACCCUUUCAAGACUUGAUCCAAAGUAAACCUUACUUCUCGAGACUUGCUCUUUACUCACAGUGUUGAGGAAAGUCAUUUAUACAAAGUUGAAAGGGCUCUGUGACCUUUGAAGAUGUGGCUGUAAACUUCACUGUGGAGGAAUGGGCUUUACUGGGUCCCUCCCAAAAGAAGUUACACAGAGAUGUGAUGGAGGAGACCUUCAGGAACCUGGCUGCCAUAGGAAAAACACAAGAAGACCAGAACAUAGAUGAUGACCAUAGAUAUUCUAGAAGAAAUCAAAGAAAUGGAGUUGUGGAAAGACUGUUGGAACACCGCAAAGGCUGUGAGUGUAAAGCAAUCUUCAGACAGAUUCCGGACACCACAGGAAACAGGAAAACUUCUCACAGGACAGUGCUUUGUGAAAACCAUGUGUACAAGGACAACAUGCUCAUCAGUCACGCAUCUCUUAAUGUAUCUGUACCUCUUCAGACUGCACACAAACCUCCCGCCUAUGAGCUCUGUGGAGAGAACCUGUAUACAUUUGGAGAAUGUGAGAAAGCCUUCAUUUAUCCAGAAUGCCUUCUGAAGCAUGAAGACAGUGACAGCAGACAGAGAUCCUGUGAGUUUAACCAGUGUGGGAAAAUCUUCAAAAGUAGUGAUCACAUUCAAAUGCGUGUUAGUGAUGAAACUAGGGAGGAAAUGUGCAUAAGUAAGCAGCAUGGCGAUGCCUUUCCUUACCCUGAUUUUCUUCAGUAUGUUGAAAAGAUCUACACUGGGAAAAAACCCUAUGCAUGUAAACAAUGUGGGAAAACCUUUUCUUUUUUGAGCAACAUUAGAAGACAUGAACGAACUCACACUGGAGAGAAGCCGUACAGAUGCAAUACAUGUGAUAAGGCUUUCACUUGUUUGACUAACUUUCAAGAACAUGAAAGAACUCACACUGGAGAGAAACCCUAUUUAUGUACACAAUGUGGUAAAGCCUUUUCUUUUCUGAGUAACAUUCGGAGACACGAACGAACCCACACUGGAGAGAAGCCGUACAGAUGUAAUAUCUGUGGUAAGGCUUUCAGUUAUUUGACAAACUUUCAAGACCACGAGAGAACUCACACUGGAGAAAAGCCUUACGUGUGUACGCAGUGUGGGAAAGCUUUCACUUACUACUAUUCCUUUCAGACACAUAAACGAUGUCACACCGGCGAAAAGCCUUAUGUAUGCAAGCAAUGUGGGAAAGCCUUCAGUUAUUACAAUUCCAUUCAAACACAUAAGCGUUGUCACACCGGAGAGAAGCCCUAUGUAUGUAAGCUGUGUGAGAAAGCCUUCACUACCCUCAGUUCUCUUCGAUAUCAUGAGAGGAUUCACAGUGGCGAGAAGCCCCAUGUAUGUUUGCAAUGCGGGAAAGGUUUCAAUUCUUCUAGCACCCUCCGAAUUCAUGAGAGAACUCACACUGGAGAGAAACCCUAUAAAUGUAAGCAGUGUGGGAAAGUCUUCAGUGUUGACAGUUCCCUCCGAUGCCACGAAAGGAUUCACAGUGGGGAGAAGCCCUAUGUAUGUAAGCAGUGCGGAAAAGCCUUCACUCGUCAUACCUCCCUUCGGUGCCACGAAAGGAUUCACUGUGGGGAGAAACCCUAUAAAUGUAAGCAAUGUGGGAAAGGUUUCAUUUCUUCCAGUAACUUUCGAAAACAUGAGUGGACUCAUUCUGGAGAGAAACACUGUGUAUGUAAAUUGUGUGGUAAAGCCUUCACGGGUCAUAGUUCACUUCGACGCCACGAAAGAAUUCACAGUGGAGAAAAGCCCUAUGUAUGUAAGCACUGUGGGAAAGGUUUCUCUUCUUUGAGUGGCUGUCAGAGACAUGAACAAAUUCACACUGGUGAGAAACCCCAUGUAUGUAAGAGUUGUGGGAAAGCCUUUACUAAUCCCAGUGCCCUCCGAAACCAUGAAAGGAUUCACAGUGGUGAAAAGCCCUGUAUAUGUGAGCAGUGCGGGAAGGGUUUCAUUUCUUUUAGUAAGUUUAGAAUACAUGAACGGAUUCACACUGGAGAAAAACCGUACAAAUGUAAGCAAUGUGGAAAAGCCUUCACUGGUCACAGUUCCCUUCGACGUCAUGAAAGGAUUCACAGCGGGGAGAAACCUUUUGUAUGUAAACAGUGUGGGAAAUCCUUUUAUACUUUAAGUGAUUGUCAAAGACAUGAACAAAUUCACACUGGUGAGAAACCUUUCAUUUGCAAGCAGUGUGGGAAAGCUUUUACCCGGUCCAGCUCCCUUAAAAUACAUGAGAAGACUCACAGUAGAAGAAAUUCCUAAGUGUAGAACACGUCAUUCUUAGCAUGACAGUGCGUAGGGCAGAGAACCAGGGCCAUGUUGUCUGUAGGAAUGCCUCUAGUCAUCUUGGUGGUAGUCACAAACAUAAUAGCUCAUACCAUAGCGGGAAGUUCCCACAUGAUGUCAAGAGAGACACAUACCUUAAACGGAUGUAUAUAGAAGUCUUCAGUUGGCCAACCUCUGAGAAGGUACCCAGUAUCAAAAGUUGUUUAACAAAGUUAUCAAAACAGUUCACAAAGCUUUAUGAAAACCCCUGAAGUAACAGAAUUCAUUAGUCCUUUUUAAGAUCCCAGUGAAUAAACAUUAAAUGGUCAGUAAUUCACAAGAUAAAUCUCUAGAAUGUUUACUUCUAAUUUUGUAAAUAAAUUUUCAGGUGACCUAAUCUCUGAGCGUCUUUAAGCAGGAAGGUGUGGAUUUAAUGGGCUGUGUCUUUACACAUCAUGUCUAUUCCUUCUCUUCUUGUGUUGGAUACAUAGAUGUAUCCCUGAUAUGUUUUUAGAGUAAUGUUAAUGAGCUGUUGAAAAAUGAAGUUUUAUUUUUAGGCCUUCUCUAUUGAUAUCAUGUGGGAGCUUCUUUUUGAUAUUUUUGUUUUUGCCUUAUUUUUGUCUUGUUGGAUUUUCUUUUGAGAUGGGGUUUCUCUGUGUAGCCAUGGCUAUCCUGGUUCCAUAGACCAGGCUGGCAUCAAACCUUGAGAUCUACCUGUCUCUGCUUCCCAAGUGCUGGAAUAAAGGUGUGUGCCACCAUGCUGGGCUUUAUCUUUGAUGUUUAUAUUGUAUCUUUUCUAUUCUUUUCAUUGUUGCCAAAUACUUGAAACAACUUAAUAGGUGGAGAAUGUCUUCCCUUUGACUCAUAGUUCAUCAUGGCAAGAAAGUCAUCAAGUGCAGGAGUUCAUAUCACUUUGUGGACUCAAACAAAAUGAGUAUGCAUUAUAAGAAGGAACCAGGGGUUGGGGAUUUAACUCAGUGGUAGAGUGCUUGCCUAGCAAGCGCAAGGCCCUGGGUUCGGUCCCCAGCUCCGAAAAAAAAGAAAAAAAAAAAAAAAAAAAAAAAAGAAGGAACCAGUAGACCAUUUCACAAGAACAGUUUUUCCCAAUGACCUGCUUCCUCCAGUUAUGCCCUAUCGCCUGCAUUUCACCUCUCCCAACUGUACCUCAUGAACAUAAGCAGCAGUUAGUCCUUUGGUUGGGCUAAUCAUUUCUGGAAAUGACAAGGCAUAGUUGUGCUACUUGAACCCUAGCAUCUCACAGUGAACUCCAGUUGAUUGAUCAGAUGGCAUUUUAUAUUUGAUGUUUUAUACUUUGAUAUGUUUUCUUGAAGACUUUGCACAUUAGAGUUCUAAAAGUUCCGAACUAUUUUGGCCAAUUUACAGAUUAUCAAAUGAAAAGAUAACGUGCAAAUAUCCUCCCAUAAUCACAAGGUAGAUAGCCUAGGACCUUUACUGUCAAGUCAUUGUCGUGUGCUUUCAAAUAAUGCUUACACCUUUAUUCAUGUGUUAAUUUCGUCUCAGGCUUGUAACUUUUUUGUCACUUGAGCUUUAUACACAUAGUUUAAUGCCUUUUUACCAGAGACCGCAGGGGCCUUACUUUUUGUGGAUUAAUGUCGAACGAAUUAUGCCUCUAAAUCUGUCUGUAACCAUAAGUAACCAUGUGUUUUGUUAUUAAAAUCACUUUUCCCCUUUUUA
Messenger RNA from Rattus norvegicus (Norway rat), 7866 nucleotides. NCBI's taxonomy places the organism in Eukaryota, Metazoa, Chordata, Mammalia, Rodentia, Muridae. The record is from RefSeq and is a predicted model, not a curated record.